Nannizzia gypsea CBS 118893 is the source of this 936-nucleotide messenger RNA. RefSeq names its product mitochondrial FAD carrier protein FLX1. Gene Ontology annotation, biological process: folate import into mitochondrion; nucleotide transport. Bases 1 to 936 code for a protein of 311 amino acids. The transcript has 3 exons. Gene Ontology annotation, molecular function: folic acid transmembrane transporter activity; FAD transmembrane transporter activity. NCBI's taxonomy places the organism in Eukaryota, Fungi, Ascomycota, Eurotiomycetes, Onygenales, Arthrodermataceae. The record is from RefSeq and is a predicted model, not a curated record. Gene Ontology annotation, cellular component: mitochondrion.
AUGAAUGACAAAAAUGGUCUCUCCCCGUCGGUGGUCGAAACGAUAGCCGGCUUUACUGCCGGCGUUUGCUCGACGCUCGUCGUCCAUCCACUUGACAUUGUCAAGACACGGCUCCAAGUGGACCGGUUUUCUUCCUCACGAAUUGGUAAUUCACUCCGCAUUAUACGUAGCAUUUCGCGCAAUGAGGGUGGAAUAAAGGCGUUCUAUCGAGGGCUUACACCCAAUCUUGUCGGAAACUCUGUGAGCUGGGGAUUAUAUUUCCUAUGGUAUGGCGAGGUUAAGGAGCUCUUAAGCGUUGCUCGCGGAACUGAUAGCCUUACUUCGUUGGAUUAUUUUGUGGCAUCCGGAACGUCCGGGGUGCUGACCACCAUUCUCACCAAUCCAAUAUGGGUUAUCAAGACGCGGAUGCUCUCCACAGGCGCUCAUGUGCCGGGUGCCUACCGGUCCAUGAUGUCUGGAUUUCAACAAAUAUACCGCACUGAAGGCUUCACUGGGUUCUAUCAGGGUCUAGUACCAGCUAUGUUUGGAGUAUGCCACGGUGCUCUGCAAUUCAUGGCCUACGAGCAGCUUAAGAGAUAUCGAACACGGAUGGCUCAAGCUAAUUCCUCGGGGGGACACCCGGAACCAACUGAUGCAUCUUCAACACAGCUCAAGACCCUGAGCAAUAUGGACUACCUCCUUCUUUCGGGGAUAUCAAAAAUCUUUGCCGGGGGCGUGACGUAUCCGUAUCAAGUUCUUCGAGCCCGUUUGCAAACAUAUGACGCUAGGGGGACCUACAAGGGCGUACGAGAUGCGUUUGUACAGAUAUUACGCACGGAAGGAUUGUCUGGGUUCUAUAAAGGCCUGGGACCGAACCUGGUCCGCGUUUUACCCAGUACAUGGGUUACUUUCCUUGUAUAUGAAAAUGCAAGGGUAUAUCUCAGGACAGAUAAAUGA